Messenger RNA from Hevea brasiliensis (rubber tree), 873 nucleotides. Its product is annotated as probable serine/threonine-protein kinase PBL28. The coding region runs from base 1 to 873 and encodes 290 amino acids. The transcript is spliced from 6 exons. Gene Ontology annotation, biological process: protein phosphorylation. NCBI's taxonomy places the organism in Eukaryota, Viridiplantae, Streptophyta, Magnoliopsida, Malpighiales, Euphorbiaceae. The record is from RefSeq and is a predicted model, not a curated record. Gene Ontology annotation, molecular function: protein kinase activity; ATP binding.
AUGGGAAAUUUUCUAUCUUCUUGCUUCCAACACAGAGAUCAAAGCAUUACAGAGGACGGAGACAUAAUAAAGUUUACUCUUGAGGAAUUAAAUGCUUACACGGAUACGUUUAGUGAAAGAAAAUUCUUCGGCUUGGGAGGAUUCGGUCGCGUUUAUCGUGGAAUCAUCAAAGGGAGGCAAGAGAGACAUAUUAAUGGCCAACAUAUAGCUGUUAAGUUCUCCCGCAACAUAGUUGAAGGAGAACGAACCGAGUGGAUGGCUGAAAUGGAGUACUUACCAAAAGUGAGGCAUCAAAAUAUCAUCAAGCUAAUUGGAUACUGUGAAACUCAGGAAAGGUUCUACCUUGUUUAUCCAUUCAUGCAAAAUGGGACUGUCUUGGAUAAAUUAUCAGGCCUGGAUUGGAGCAAAACCCUUAGAAUAAUCAAAGGAGUUGCAAAUACCAUACAGAAGCUACAUGGGUUUACGCCUGCACUUGUCCAUAGGGAUUUAAAGCUGCACAAUAUUUUGCUCGAUAAGAAUUUUAUUCCCAAAGUAGCUGAUUUGGGGAAGGUUACACCAGAGGAAGAAAAUAUAAACUCAUCAGGAAGCAAAACAGAUGAUAUUUACAGUUUUGGAGAAAUAAUAUUGCAACUAAUAACGAAGGAAAAGAUUACCUACAUUGAAGCUAAUUGUAGCGUGCCUUGGCGAAUUGGGGAUUCAGCAAUCAGAAAUUACCCUACACAAAAAUUAUUGCAUGUAAAAUUAGAAAGAACUGGAUGUUCCGAAGAAGCUGCCAAGGCAAUUACAGAACUUGGACUGGAAUGUGUCAAACCCCAGCCACAAGACCGCCCAACCAUUGCUCAAGUUAUUGACAAGCUUGCCUAUUUAUCAUAG